Carassius auratus (goldfish) is the source of this 852-nucleotide messenger RNA. RefSeq names its product scavenger receptor cysteine-rich type 1 protein M130-like. The record is from RefSeq and is a predicted model, not a curated record. The coding region runs from base 1 to 852 and encodes 283 amino acids. The transcript has 6 exons. Lineage: Eukaryota; Metazoa; Chordata; Actinopteri; Cypriniformes; Cyprinidae. Gene Ontology annotation, cellular component: membrane.
AUGACGCUGGAGUCAGAUGUUCAGGGGAGGCUGGAGGUUUUUCACAGCGGCUCAUGGGGGACAGUGUGUGAUGACUCCUGGGAUAUAAAAGAUGCUCAUGUGGUGUGCAGACAGCUGCAGUGUGGAGUGGCCCUCAGUAACCAGCAGGUACCAGCCUGGUUUGGUCCUGGUUCUGGACACAUAUGGCUGGAUGAGGUGGAGUGUGAGGGGAAUGAGACGUCCCUGUGGAGCUGCUCUUCUCCAGGCUGGGUAAAACAUGACUGUCAACACAAGAAAGAUGUAGGAGUCGUGUGCUCAGAGUUUAAAGAGAUCAGGUUAACUGAGGGCUGUGAAGGGAAUCUGGAGAUUUUCUACAAUGGAUCCUGGGGUAAUGUGUGUUACAACCAGAUGGACAGAGACACAGCGAGUCUGAUCUGUCAAGAGCUGAACUGUGGAAGAUCUGGCAGUGAACCCAGUUAUUCAGAGGGACUGAAGCCUCGUAACUGGCUUGAUAAUCUUAAAUGUCGACGACAUGACUCCACUUUAUGGCAGUGUCCCUCUUCACCCUGGGGAAAGUAUGACUGUGAUAAUGAAGUGGCCAAAAUCACCUGCUCAAAGGAUCAGAUUCUUGAGUCACCUAAGAGUUUUCUGACAUGUUCUACCUCACCAUCUCCAAACAAGAGACAGUGUUCAAAUCAUGUUCCUCUCAGACUGAGUGGAGGAGACGGCCGGUGUGUUGUGUGGCUGAAUAGAGUCGAGUGCAGAGGGAAUGAGGUUCACCUGUGGGACUGUCCUCUCUCCCUGAAAAACCACACUGACUGCUUCCGCAAAGAGCGCGCUGGACUCACCUGUGCAGGUCACAACAAACACUGA